UGAUCAGACGACAAAAGGUGAUGGCUUCAACCUGCAUCUUCACCAUGAGCUUCAGCGACCCGGGAAUGAAUCGAAGAAAGGAGUCGGCUGUCAUCUUCAACGACUUCCUCGAGAAUAACUCGACUGUUAGUGUGGUGCGACUGAAUGUCGGGGGAGACUCUUCAACACGACUACCGACACACUUCGAAAAUACCCCAACACACCUGCUUGGGUCCCUCUCGCCUCAGUCGCCCUACUUCAACAGGUGGAGACGAGAAUACUUCUUCGACAGGAACGCCAGCAUCUUCGCCGCCAUCUUGGAUCUGUACAGGAACAACGAACUCCACCUCCCGCAAAAUGUCUGCGGGAACGCCACCUUGAGGGAGCUGGAGUUCUGGCGGGUGCCGGUGAUCUGGGUGGCGGCCUGCUGCUGGAGCAACAUCACCGUCGCCUUGCAGGACCAGCAGCUGGCCAUCGACCUGCACAACAAAGUCUGGCGCAAAGAACCGCAGAAGCCAAAGAAGAGAAGCAUGUGGAGGUCAAAGGUCUGGAAGAUCCUCAGCGAACCCAGGAGCAGCAUUGCUUCAGUGUUAUGGAACAUAAUUGUUCUGGUGGUCACAGUGGCGUUAGCCGUUAACUUGUACCUGAUCAACUUACCUGAGUACCGCGAAAAGCGGGUGUUGUCGCCGGAAAAAAUGGAAUCCCUUGAAAAGCUUAACGGAACAAGACUCUACACCAUGCUGACCACGAAAGCACGUCUGGGGGGGUUGGUAACAGACGUGUGUGUGCUCAGCAUACUGGUGAUGGAGUUUCUGGUGAAGGUCUGUGUCUGCCCCAGCCUCAGAUCCUUUGCCGACUUCUUCAACGUCCUGUACGGCUUCAGUCUUGUGGCCAGCGCCAUGGCCCACUUCUUCGAAAACUAUUUCAUCGAUCAGAUGGAUAAGUACCUGACGACCUACUCUCUGCUCCGUGCCAUCCACUUCAUGCCCCUCCUGCGCAUCCUCGACCUGCUGGACGCCCACCAGUCCCUCCGCAUCACGUGGCUGGCUUUCAAGAAGAGCCGCAGCGAGCUUCUGGUUCUCCUCUUCGUCUUCGCCAUCUUGGCCACCAUCUUGGGCGCCUUUGCCUUCUACUGCGAACUGUCCAACAAUCACUUCGCCGGCACCGUGGGAACCAGCAUCUAUUGGGCGGUCAUCACCAUGACAACGGUGGGAUACGGGGACUUUACGGUCUCCUCGUCCUGCGGUCGAGGGAUAGCCAUGGUGGGUUCCAUGAUGGGGAUGGUGCUGAUGGCGAAUGCCCGUUGCCAUCGUGACGCAGAGGUUCCACGUGUACCGCUUGCGGCAGAGGAUCAACGAAGAGAAACGAACUCGGCAGUUGAGUUACUUAGGACUGUCCAAGAACCGCAUCGGAAUCUUCCUCCGCAGGAAAUCAGCCUUCGGACCGAUGUUCUCCACCAGCGGAUCCUCAUCACUACCGAUGUUCUCGACCAGCCGAACCUCAUCACUCCCCUAACCCUCAGCCCCCUGACACCAAUCCCUACCCCAGCCUCACCCCCUCAGGCCUCGCCGAAAUAAAGUUUUCGAUGGUAUUUCGUGUGGAAUUUUUGCCGUGACAGUCGAUUUUUGACAGCAGGAUUUUACACUCGACAAGCAGGACAAAGAAUAGUUGUGAAUACUGUAAACUUAUGACUGUAUUGUGUGACGCAGAAGGAACUGGAGAAAGAAUUUAAUCCUGUGUCUUGUGUCCUGUGUCAUGUCGGUCAGUAACGUGGAUGAUGACAUCACAAGCGCUGAACAGAUGGCAGUGGAGGUGCGUGUCCUCGAGGACAAGUUUCAUCCGCCACUCGAUGGAUCUGCAACUAAGUCCCACUAACUGUUACAGUGACGUGUCAAAUGGUCACGUGAUUAGCGAUGGGGUUACCCGAGCUGUGAGUGGUCUGCUCACGCCGGGGCGCACGUCACUCCUCGACAUGAUACGAAGAAGCAGUUAAUUUAGUUGGCGAAGGGCAAUAAUUUUAUAGAUGGCGAGAUAGUUGGUGUGGUGCCAAGCCAAAUGGUCUCUUGACUGGCUCGCAAUUAAAGGAGUUUUCUUCUCGCCAGCCACCGGCAGUCAGACGUUUCAGUUAAUGGUAGUGUUUGCCAGUCCUGGCAAGACGAGCCUCCAGACGACUGACCACAGGCAGGAGCCCAGUGAUAGAGUGUUUGUGGUCAAUGAGAAUGGCAAGGUUGCGGGCUUAGGUCAUGUUUGGUAUUUCUCUCUUGGUUUAAUGAGCUGGUCGCUGGCGAAGGUUUCUUCAGGUUUUCUUGUUUAUUUAUGUCCCAACACCACUACUACUACUCCAUAGUGUAAACUCACUGCUUGGUGGUAACAUUGUCCUUACAAAAGAA
This is a messenger RNA of Pomacea canaliculata, 2369 nucleotides long. RefSeq names its product potassium voltage-gated channel protein egl-36-like. Bases 21 to 1556 code for a protein of 511 amino acids. Gene Ontology annotation, molecular function: voltage-gated potassium channel activity; protein binding. Gene Ontology annotation, cellular component: membrane; voltage-gated potassium channel complex. The record is from RefSeq and is a predicted model, not a curated record. The transcript has 7 exons. Gene Ontology annotation, biological process: protein homooligomerization; potassium ion transmembrane transport. NCBI's taxonomy places the organism in Eukaryota, Metazoa, Mollusca, Gastropoda, Architaenioglossa, Ampullariidae.